AUGACCCAGGAGGACCAGUCAUCUGAUGCUGUUCCUCCAAGGUGUGGAGUGCCAAGCAAGUUCCCCUUGGUUUACUCCAGCACAGGGACCCUCAGCAUUGUUGGCUGGGAACUGGCAGAAUGGGUGGAGAUGAGUGGACACCCUGGGGCAGGGACGGAGGAUUCAUCUGCAGCCCAAGAUACUGAACUGAGGGGGACUGAGACACUGUGGCAAGAGUACACAGGGUUCAGGCUGGUGAACGGCAGCACAGCGUGUGCGGGGAAGGUGGAGGUCCAGGUGCUGGGGACCUGGGGGACCCUCUGUGCCUCCCGCUGGGAUCUCUCGGAUGCCCACGUUCUCUGUCAUCAACUCAACUGUGGGUUUGCUGAGGCCAUUCCUGGAGGAGAGCAUUUUGGGAGAGAGACUGGCCCUGUCUGGAGAGACUCCUUCCACUGUGACGGCACUGAAGCCCACCUGGCACAGUGCCCAGUGAUCACCCUGGGGGCCUCACCAUGCUCCCACGGGAACACUGCUGCUGUCAUUUGCUCAGGGCACGAGGCCAACCUGGCCCUCUGCAACACCUCCCUGCCUGAGAGUGCACUGGCAGCAGGGGUUGCGGAAGAUGUGGGAGUCAUUUGCUGGGGGAGCCGGCGGGUCCGGCUGGUGAACGGGACUGGGCACUGUGCUGGGAGAGUGGAGCUGUACUACCAGGGCACCUGGGCUGUGUGUGACGAUGGCUGGGACCUGUCUGAUGCCGCCGUCGUUUGCCACCAGCUGGGCUGUGGAGGGGCGGUGCAGGCGGCUGGCUCUGCUCGGUUUGGGGAAGGCUCCGGCCAGAUCUGGCUGGAUGGCGUGAACUGCUCUGCCGAAGCUGCUCUCUGGGACUGCCCUGCUGGGCCCUGGGGGCAGCAUGACUGCAGGCACAAAGAGGACGCGGGAGUCAUCUGCUCAGAGUUUGUGGCCCUGAGGCUGGAGAACAACGACGGCUGCUCCGGGCGCCUGCAGGUUUUCUACAACGGGACAUGGGGGAGCAUUUGCUCCAACUCGAUGACUCUUGACACGGUGUCGCUGGCAUGCAAGGAGCUGGGCUGCGGGGAUGGAGGAUCCCUGGAAACACGCCUGCCCUAUGGCAGGGUGUCUGGCCCUGCCUGGCUGGAUAACGUGCAGUGUGGGGAGAAAACCAGCUCCUUCUGGCAGUGUCCCUCCACUCCCUGGAACCCGCAGUCAUGUGAAGACCUGCGAGAUGAGAUCCACAUCACCUGCAAUGGUAACCUGGGCACCACUGUCACCCCAGCUGCUGCUCCCUGGGGGACGCCCAGAAAUGCCCCCGACCCCGUUGGCCCCGUGCCCCAACUCCACGAGCUGCACAGGCUCCAGGAGAGCUCAGGAGCUCUUCCCGAGGCCGUGUACGAGGAGAUCGGUUACAGCCCAGCAUGGGAGAAGCAGGCGAGGUUUGGUCGCUCAGGCUCUUCUUCAGAGGAGUCCCUGAGCCAGCUGCAGCCCUCCCCUGGGCUCAGCAAGGACGAGGAUGGUCUGGCAUCAGCAGCAGAUGUUCUUGUCCUGGCCGCAGGUGAGCCAGCAGAUGGCUAUGAUGAUGCCAGGGAGGUUUCUGACCCUGGGGAGGACGCUGCCCCUGAGCAGGGCGAGUGGGAAAUGUCCAGGGUGCCAGAGGAGGGAGCAGGGCCCAGGGAUGCACCCAGAGAUUUCUUCUUAUUAAAAGUCUCUGAGGGCUUUGACCCACAGCUGGUGCUUGCCUGCCCAGGUUUUGGGGUGUCUCCCUGA
Messenger RNA from Gymnogyps californianus (California condor), 1761 nucleotides. RefSeq names its product scavenger receptor cysteine-rich type 1 protein M130-like. Lineage: Eukaryota; Metazoa; Chordata; Aves; Accipitriformes; Cathartidae. Gene Ontology annotation, cellular component: membrane. The record is from RefSeq and is a predicted model, not a curated record.